Molecule: messenger RNA, 11003 nt
Organism: Lymnaea stagnalis (great pond snail)
Lineage: Eukaryota; Metazoa; Mollusca; Gastropoda; Lymnaeidae
Source: the annotation of a GenBank genome assembly
GUCCCAAGUGCGCAGAUCGUUGUUUCGCUAGACCGUAUCUGCGCACCAUCCCAUGUGUACGGGAUAACAUUUUUAGGAGAGAAAUUCCUUAUUUUUGUAAGUAUUAGUGCACUCUAAAUGAUAAACAUUAGCAAUACACGAUUGUACAUGUAAAAAAAUAUUAACUAGCUUAUUUUUGGCGGUAAUAGAUAUAGUAAGAGUAUAAUAUCUUUUUAAUUUAGAGAUGACUAAUUUACUAUCUUUUGGCAACCAGUUCUCGCCAAGUCCACCAUGGCUGUUUACAAUGUGUUCCGACUAUUUUUGGGACUAAACAAACUUUAUUAAUAUUUAUAAUGGAAAUGUUCAGCCGUAAACGAAUUUUAGUUAACUUUCUACACCAUGCUUGCCGUUUUGUUAAAUGAUUGCUUGUAAUUCACUUCAGUUUGAUUUUUAUCAUUUAUCCCCUCAAAAACGCCUUUGUUGGCAACUUUUUUUGUUCUGGUCCACCGGUUAAUUCAUUGUUCACCUUGCAGGCCCUAACUGGUUUGCCUGUCUUGUGUAGCUAAAAUAAUAAUAAAAAAAAAUGAUUACCAUAGUCACCAUCCACAAUCAAGCUUUCAAAGCUGCCACUGUCUUAUCCACAUGGGACAUGGACAUUGAACAAAAUAGACCAAUUGUUAUUUUUUUUAUCUGAUUUGAAGUCACAGUCAAACAGAGUUUAUUUUUAUUUAAUAUUCAUUGUUACAAUUCAUUCAUUUUCAUGCAGCUAAACAAAGUAUGGGAAAACCUUAAACACUGAUUAAACAACGGAUGUGUCGGAAAGAAGCCUUCUUCGGCGAACAAACGAUAAAAACAAUAUAAGUAAAGGCAAAAACUAUAUUUAGAAGCAGGGCCCGCGAUGUCUUCCACCAAAUAUAGUUAAUGGAGGUUUCCCUGGUCAAGUACAGGCCAUAGUUUCAUUUUUUCAAAACAUUUCAAAAUUUAGCUGUAUUUAAUAGGUUUUUUUUCCCCAAUUAUUUUUAAAUUUUUCUCUUGAAAUGUCCCUUUAAAAUAAAUUAUGAAAUUGAGAAAUGAACAGCAUCUGGGGGUUGAUUUUGGGUUAGCGUUUAGACCGGCGAUGUGUUCCAUUAAUAUAGGCCACAUCACAGAGGUUCCCCAGGUCAACCUCCGUCUACAGCAACGUACUAAAAAGAUUUCGAUGUUUGUAGUCACAUAAUUCUUUUUGAAAUUGGAAAGGGGUCUUUCCAAGAGUUGUCUCACCCUAAGCGCUAAGGGGUCUUUCCAAGAGUUGUCUCACCCUAAGCGCUUUGGGGAAUUCCAACAGUGCUGGACUUCAGGUGAAUAGACAUUCUAUUUGUAAGACCCGAAAGAUGUGUUUGAUAACAUUCCUGUUCUUUAUUGAGCAUUACUCGCAUCUUAAACAAUAUGGUUGAUAUGAAGUAUAUUAUAAUGAAAUGUUCCAUUAUUUUGUAUUAAAAUUCAACGUUCAAAAGAAAGGAAAAAAGAAACACAUCCUUGCUGAUACCCCACGACCCAACAACCGUUGGGGGGGGGGGGAGUGCGGUCUUUUGAUUAGUUGAAAAUCAAAAUACCCGUAUGUUAAAACUUGGUUAACAAAAGAGAGCCUACUGCUUAAAUUAUUAUUUUGUAUUAAAAUUCAACGUUCAAAAGAAAGGAAAAAAGAAACACAUCCUUGCUGAUACCCCACGACCCAACAACCGUUGGGGGGGGGGGGAGUGCUGUCUUUUGAUUAGUUGAAAAUCAAAAUACCCGUAUGUUAAAACUUGGUUAACAAAAGAGAGCCUACUGCUUAAAUUACAUUUGGAAUGAUCUUCUAGGGACUGGGGAGGUACCAAACCCAGCCCCCUUUUUUAAAUGUUUUAUAGGAACUGAAGGUAGCUUUGAAAUUUAUUUUAAAAACAGCUGUAUGAGUUUUAAUACACCCUCUUCCUAUCACAGCUUGUGGUAUUUUAUCAAACUUUAAUAAGUAAACGAGGAAUAGGCAUAAUUUAUAUUGAUCCUUUUUAAAAAAAAUUAAAGCAGCUUUUCCUAAAAAAAUAUAUUUGGUAGAUUAUUUUAAAAUGCCAUAGUUCGUGAAUUAGUUGAUUUUUUAAAAAUUUUAUUUUAUGCUGAUCUGGUGGAGUUUGAACCACAGUGAAUUAUUUUACAAGUUACAGGCUGUGAAAAUGGGGUCUGCACAUUCUCCUUUAUAUUAAUUGAUAAGUAUAGCACAUACACGUCUGCAAAACAAAUUGACCACAGUUUGCAGCAAUUUCAGUCAUCUACUUUUUACCUACCGUUACCUUUUUUGACACCAGCUUAACACGAUCCCACUAUAUAUGUGAUGCUAGUAGUUAUUGUAUACAUCAUGUAUAUUUAUGUAUAAUGAAUGUUAAUUUAUUUACUGUUAAGAUACUUUAAUGUACGAUAUUGUAAGAUUUUAAGAGUUCGAGGGUAAGCAGGUCCGUAUGCUCACAUAGUGUUGUUAAUCUUAAACAUAAAUAUUUUAUUUCUCAGAACAAUGGUAAUGGAAACUCCUGGACCCCAGGAAGUUGGCCGGGAAUUUGUUCGGCAAUAUUACACUAUGCUGCAUGAAGCACCUCUUCAUCUUCACAGGUACAUCAACACUGAUACCAUUUAUAUAGACAUUUUGAGUCAGGUGACAGUCAUGGAAAAAGUUUUCCUGGUCUUGCUAAUCCUCUUGAGAUCUUCUUCACUUUUCCAAAUAAAUUGAACACAUAUUUAAUAUAUAAAUUAUCGAUCCACCUACAAUAUUUACUAGCUCUAACGCCAGUUCAUUCAUAACCAGAGUUUUGGCUGAGUCAAGCCUUAAAAGUGUGUAGUUGCUCGUAAUUCAAAUGUAAAAAAAAUAUGCUAGUGUACGGAAAUACAGCCCUAAUCAUCAAUGACAAUGUUUUAAAUCCAUUUAAAAAAAAAAAUUGUAGAAGUUGAUGACUUAUUAACUUAUAAUGUAGAAGACAGGUACUCCCUUCAUGUGUACUUCCUAACCAUUAUGAAAAUUUCCAGAAAUAGAUGACUGUCGCUUGGACAGAAGUAUUUUUUGUCUUUGCAGUCUAUUCUGUUAUAAUAUCGAUUAACAAGUUUCCACUAGUGUAUAUCACAGUCAACUCGUUAAAUAUAGGUCACAUGUAGGCCAAAAUGUAUGAAAAUGAGUUGUUUUGGCCAUACUAAAAUUAAAUUUUAACUGCUAGUAGAUCUUAUAAAAAUGAAAUGAAAUCUCACACUGUAAAAAUCCAUUUUUAAACCAGAUUCCUCAAUCUGAUAACCAGUAUCUUUGAUUUAUGUUAGGUGGUAAAAAUUCUAUUUGAGAUGAAAACAUUUUAUUUAAUAAAGAAAAUUAAUCAAAUAAGUUAAUUGCAGAUGGUAUUGUAUAUCAAUCUUGAAGAGCGAACAUUAGUCUAGGACUCCUGUGAUAUACAAUUAUUCAUUAUACCAUGUACAUACUUGUAAACUCUUUAAGCACAGCCAAUCACUGCAGCCUCAAAAUGUGGGACCCAAUUAUGCACAUAUCUUGACUUGAGUUAAUAACUUUUCUAUAUUUGAAUUGGUGUACCUGGAGAAACAGUUAAAAUCUUCUGUGACCCACUCAUAUGCAUACCACCAUACUUAUUCCCCUGAAAUAUGAUUCAGAACAAGUAAUUUGAUUCUAUUGAUGUGUGGCAAAUUUUAGCACUACUUAUUCAACGCCCUGUAGAUGUUAUUUGUUGAAUUUUGUGAAUCAUAUUGCCUCAAAUUACUUAUUCAGUUAAUUAAACUUGAAGCAUCGUACAGUAAUUUUGAUAUUAAUCUGAAAAAUUAAAUAUUGUCAUAAAAACAGUAUUUGUUGACCAUAUUGCACAUUUUCUAAUUUUUUUAAAAAUGGUCCUAGGUUUUACAGCAAUAACUCUGCAUUUGUGCAUGGAGGAGUUGAGAAAGCUGGUAAUGAGCAGCCACCUGUAAUAGGUCAAGAGGUGAGUACUGUACAGACUCUUUUUAAAAGUUUUAAUUUGCUCAAACUGAAGUAUUCUUGUUACUUGUAUAGGCUUGAUCUGUUCUAUAACAAUGUGCAUCAACUUGCAGUUAUUACAUGAAUCAUUGAAUUAUAUAUAAAGCGUCGUUUGUAAAACAAGUGAUUUUUAUAAUUUUUACCUGUUUAGGCGAUCCACAAAAAAAUUGUUUCACUGAACUUCAAUGACUGCCAUGCCAAGAUCCGUCAGGUUGAUGCUCAGGCUACUGUAGAAGAUUCAGUUGUUGUGCAAGUCACUGGGGAACUCAGCAAUAAUGGCGAACCAAUGAGGAGAUUUAUGCAGACAUUUGUUUUGGUACCACAGACCCCCAAAAAGUUUUAUGUGCAUAAUGACAUCUUUCGAUACCAAGAUGAAGUUUUCCAUGAUGAAGAAGGGGAAGUGGAGGAAGCUGACAGUAAGUGACUUAAUGAGUUGGAGCUUCCAAGUUAUUUUAGUGAAUAAAGUCUGUCUCUUAAUCAUAGCUAAUCCAUAAUUUAGUUUCAGUAUUUUUUAAAACAUUUCUUAAAAUUUUUAGGGUUUGUUACAGACCCUAGAGAAGAGGUCAUAGAGAAUGGUCAAGAUCAAGAACCUCCAAGCCCAGAAGUUUCCUCACCAUACUAUGACCAGGUGCCUUUGAGGUUUGUUAAAAAUCAUUGCAUGCCAAUUUGAGCUGAAAAUCCAUUUUGUGAUAAUUUUUAACUGAACACACUCAUGGGUGCAAUCAAUGGUAAUCGGACAUACAAGCCUAAGAGAGCUCACUCAAACAUUAUUGGAAAUGACAUUUCAAAUGCUUCCCUUAUUUGACCAUAUGAACUUGUUUUCAUUAAUAAAAUCUUGGUAGCUUUAAAAUUGUUCGACCUCACUUUAUAUUGUAAGUGCAGAAAUCAUAUGACACGUGUAAAUAAUUUGUUUCGGGUGUUAACAAUGAUGAAUUAAACUAAAAAUCCAGCAAGAAGAAAUAUAUGUUCUUUCUAACCCUGUAUCUAUUUUCUUAUGCAUUGCUAAAUAUUUUCAUUUCCUUAGUAAUGGUCCGACUGUUGAGGUAGAAACACAGAAAGCUCCAGAACCCACACCAGUUCAUAUUCAAGCUCCUCCUCAGCCUCCCAAACAAGAGGUAGAAAUAGUGCCUCCUGUAGACAGGGAGAUUAGUCGUGUUGAAGAGGCACCCGUUGCUGAGAUAGAACAUAAAGCUUAUGAGCAAAAAGUUGAGACUAAACCUGCUGCAGCUGUUGAGCCUUCACCUCAAGAAUAUGUUGAGCCUCAACCAGGUAUAUAGAAUAGUAUGUUGCCUGACCCAUUCACUACUGUUGCGACAACACCCCCUUCCCCCUCCCUCUUGCUGCUAAUGCAACCCUACACAUACCAGCAGGCCUUGUGAGAAACAUAGUUUCCAUGUGAAUAACAUUGGGAUACUUAAAAACUGAGUUCCAAUGUCACUGCUGGUCAGAUAUUUUGACCAGUGUUACUGAUCAGAUUUAAAGAUUUAGAGAGGUCAAAGGUUGCAUUGAUAUCAUUAUUUUAGGAUAAUGAAAUGGUACAACUCUAUGCCAUCUGAUGAUGGAAACAAAUAUGCCAUACGGCUGUCAACUAAUUUUGAGACCCACACUUGGCUGAAAAUGUUAAUUUUCCAGUUUUUAACUGUUAAAAAGAAUGACAAGGGUAGAACUAGGGUUACAACAACUGGCAGUACACAAGUUACAAGGAUUGUUAUCGAAAUGUCAAAAUCACAGCAAGCCUCCUAAAAAAUGCUAUAUAACAGCUUUACAGCAAACAGAAUAGUAAAUAAAAGUGUAUACUAUAAAUUUUCUUAGUAACGGCAUUCAUUUUCUAUUUCUUAAUAGUUUUUUUUUAAAUAACAUGUUUAGUGGUUACAACAAUUACAUUUAUACCAUUGGAGUUCUUGUACUUUUGCCUAUUAUGCCAGGGAAUGUUUUGGGACUAGAGGUUAAGUGCAAAAUAGCUGCUAAUGGGUUAAGAGGCAAUCCGUUUAAUUGGCUAAUUUUGUGCUCACAUCCAAAACUCAAAUUUUUGUUUAAAUCAAGAUGAAUCUCACCCCUUAUUGAUUGCUACAAAUCAAAAUUUUCUGCAAUUCUGGUUUAUUGUGGCAUUUGUAAAUACUUCUUCCUUUAAUCUCAUGAGUUAAGAAGUGUAUUGAAAUUAUUCAUCAGACUGUUAUGAUAUAACAAAAUAUCUAGCAGAAAGUGCAGUGAACAUAUGUUUGAAUUUUAAAUAAGACUAUUUUUUCCCUUUUUAUUGAAACUCAUUUUAUUUUUAAAAUCCUCAAAUACCAUGUCCAAUAAUUAGAUUUACACGGCAAACUAAAACAGCUUAUUGCAUUAUUAUAAAUCUUCUAAAGAACAAAGUUUGGGACUAAAAAGCAGUUUUUUCAUUUUUCAAAAAACACUUCUGGUUUGCUGUAAGAAAUUAUCAAUGUGCAUUAUGUCAUAUUGCAGUUUACCUUUAAUUUUUUAUGCCUCAGGUCCAAAACCAGUUACCUGGGCUGCCCUGGCAAGCAAGAAUACUCCAGGUGGAGUUGCCCCUCCUCAGAGCUCAUACCCACCCCCUCCUGUUCAUACCUCCAAGCCACCCCCAGCACGCAGUGAGCCUCUAAAAGCAGAUGGAACUUCCUCACAAGCUCCUCAGUCUCAAAGAGCCCCAAGGUAUUUUCUCAAUUAUUUCCUGAAUUUGUAUUAUGGCAAUUUGUGGCUCUUUGGAAAAGAUAUCAAUCUUAGCAUUGGUUUCUCUUCUACUUUAGCCUCUCUUGUACUACCAUAAGCUCUAUGUGUAUUUAAAAAAAAACCUGAGCCAGCAGGUUCUUUUUUGCAUGUGUGAUUGUCACUUUUUGUUCCAUUUAUUAAUUGACUAUGUAUAUUGUGUGAUUUCUACAGCUAAUGUUGCAUUUAAACCCAAAGUAUUAAAAAUUAAUUGUUUAAUUUAGGGCACCACGGGAACGGUUUUUAGACCGUGACAGGAGUAGUGUCAGUCGAGGAGAUGGGGAUGGUGAUGCUGACAGCGUCAAUGGUAGGCGCUCCAACAGCGUUGGGGGUAGUGGUGGCCUUGGUGGAUCCAAGUACUCGGAUAAUCAGCAGUUGUUUGUUGGAAACUUGCCUCUCAACAUCACAGAGCCAGAGUUGAAAGAGUUUUUUGAACGUAGGUUAUUAAAAUUAUUUACUGAUGUAUUUUAAAUGCUAGAUUGUAGAGGGAUAUUUUCAGUGUUUGGAAAUUUAUUCUGGAAGCCAAGUCACAUUUUUUCUUUAACUAUUCACAUAUUUUCAGUUUCAUUUGCAUUAAAUAUCCUGAUUUUUGCCUGGAUCUGUUUGAAUGCCUUAAAAAUUUUUCAUGAACACAUUAAAACUUAGUUCUGUACUUAUGAUUGCUUAGUAGUUUAUUUGAAGUUGUGUGGUUUAUAAAUCUGUGAAACUCAUUCCUGACGGUUGCGACUAAAUGCGUCCUUUUGGGAUUUCUCCUGAUGCGUCCUGUUAAAAAUAGCAAUGAAAUCGCGCAACUUGAGACUUCCGGCUAUUGCGCUAUUUUAAUUUAAAAACCGGAAAUUUCACUUGUUUCACUUUAAAAUUUAAAGCUAUGUGUGCUUUAGUACGGCUUGUCUAUAUCUAGCAUGUGUUUGUUCGAGGUGCCGAGCAUCAAUUUUUUGGCUAUUUUUGCAUUAUUUUUUCGCCACUAAUAUUUUUUUUUUUUUAUUAAACCUUAUUCAUUUUUUGAUGCAUUUGUCCUUCAUUCAUUAACAUUUAUUAUUAUUUAGCAGUUUUAAAAAAAAAAAAUUUUAAAAUGUAAAUCAAUUUCAAAACUGAUUUGCUUCCCUUUUCUCAAGAAAAUAAAUUAAGUACGGAAGUAGCACUGCCGGAGGGAAUGAGUUAACCAUGGCUAAUAUAUAUUUUACCUGUUUAUCACCAAUCAAUAGAAGCAUCUUGACAUGUACAGUACUCUAAAUAGGUUCAGAAAAAAAACAAUUAACUUAUUUGACAUAAGUUUACUGGAAUUUUGAUAACUACCAUAAUAAAAGUGGAACUGUUAUAAUUAUGAAAAGUAUUUACCUGCUUUAUAUAACAAAUUUGGCAGAAAAGUCCCAUUUGCUCACAUUUUAAUGGCUAUGUGUAAAUUUGUAGAGAGAUUUUGUCAUUUCAGGGUUAAAUCAACGGCUGUCUGUUGUUUAUACUAGUUUGAAGGACCCGGUACUUUAUAGUUAUUGGGAGUUAUUGUUACUUUUUUAAAAAAAACUAUUGGUUAUUGAUGUAUCAUGCUCGUUGUUUUGGCUUUGUUAAAUUAUAUUUCAGUUGUAAAUGAUCUUUAUUCCCAGAAUAUGGAAAAGUUGAGGAAUUGAGAAUCAACACCAAGAGUGGAGGUGGUAAAGUACCUGUAAGUAUUCAACUUUUUUAUGUAAAUUUGUUCUUCCAUAAAGACUGGUUGGCAAUAUUGCUGUUAAUUAAGGUUUUUAAUAUAAUUGCACAUUUUAAAGGAAUGGUGAUGAAGCCAAUUUUAAUAUGCAUAAUGUCAAAAGGAGCUGUGAUGUUUGUAAGUUGCGUCUGACAUAUGAUGACAAGACACUUCUGAGCUACUUCUGACAUCUUUGAAUAAACAGUGGUUUGGGGUUGUCUUUUUGUGACCUUAAUAAUGUAACUUAUGUACCCCAAACAAAGCAUUUACAAUUCUUAGUUUCCUAAGUAUUUCAAUUCCCUUUCGUGUUUUUUUUUCAAACACCUAUUACUUAAAAAAUGUAUAUGGUUAAAAGGUUUAUAUUAGGUAUUCUAAAUGAAAAUUUUAUGAAAUUAAAUAAAAUUGAACUGUUCCUCUAAAUAGAGCUUGGCUUCAUCAGAGCAGAACCACACAUUUUAAUUCUCUAUCUCCAGUAUUUAGAAAGUUAUACAUUUUUAAAAUAUCAGGAAUAUGGUUAAUUUUUAGACGCCAGGAAAGUGUAGUUUUGACACCCGCUCUCUUCUGAAAUAAAUAAGUUGGAACUUUCAGAUCUCUUGCACUCACUACCAGUUAUACAUAUAACAAACUCAAUUUUUUUCAGGGUUGUCAUUAAAAAUGUAAAUACAAUUUUUAUUUAUCCAAAAACGAGCUGAAGCUCAAUUUUACAAAAUAUCAAUAGUUAGUUUUCAAAAAAAUCAUUAAAAAAAUCAAUUAAUAAAGCUAUUCUAAAUAUACAGGAGACAAGUAAAAGGUUAUUUAAAGCAUAACAAUGUGAAAUCAUCACGCAAAGGUGAAAACAACAAAAUAAUUUGCAGAAAUUAUUUCAACAAGGCUUGUACACAAAAACUAAGAAUUUCAUAGAUUUUUUAAAAUUGAUAAUUGACAAAGCAAGAUAUCUUAUCAAAUGUUACACAGUAUUGUAGAACAUGUUAAUCUUUAUUUAUAAUUUCCAGCACCUUAAAAAAACCAUUCAUAUUAUAUAUAUAUAUAAUUUCAAACCCGACAUUGAGAAUUUUCAACAUCAUACAUUUUUAUUAAAAAAUUGGUUUAGAUGGCUGCAAUUCAGUACUGAUAGUGAAAAUUGUAUGACAAAGUAGAUAAACCUAAAAGAUAAGCUGUUUGAAGUUUGCUGCCUUUAUUUGCAUGUCUGUAUGCGGCUAGAGACAUUUCCCUAUGCUGAUUUAAUGACAAAUUUCUGUACUUGUACACCAAAAACCUGUGAAAUGAAUAUUUUAUUUAAAUAUAUUAAUUAAAUUGUAAAGAUAAAAAUUGGUGAACCGUCAUGUGGAAAUGGUGUUAAAAGGGGGUGUGCAUUAGAUUGUAAAAUUGUAGCUAUGAUGUCUGUAAGUUGCGACUGAAAGUAAAUAUAUGACGCUAAUAUAUUACUGAGCUACAAUUUUUCAGUGCAUUUUAGAUUUACAUCAAUAUAUUAACUUAAUAUUAAUGAAGUUUUGGAUUAAAAUGUUUUUAGAAAAAAUCUUCCUUUUUGACUAGCUUUUGAUUUGUUUUUGGACUAUCUUUUAAUCAUUUCCUUUAGACAAGCUAAUACUUUUAAUACAAUACUUUGGUUUUCUUUCUCCAGAACUUUGGAUUUGUUGUUUUUGAAAAUGCAGAAAUUGUACAAGAGAUUCUGAAAGUAAAGGUAUUUAUACUGUUUUUAAGUUAAAUGACAUCUUAACAAAAAUUGUCUUUGAGUAAUUAUAAUGUAGCUAUGAUGUUUGUAAGUUGCGUCCGAUGUCUAAAUGAUGAUUAUAUUUACUGAGCUACAAGUUUCACUUUAAAUUGAAGUUAUUCAUGACAAUUUUUAAAAAAUGCUUGUGUGAAAUACUGCAAGUUUUAAAAAAUAGUUUGUUGUGAUUAUUUUAAGAUGAUCAAUCUCCUAGUGGACAUGCAUCAUUCUAAUUUUUUUAACAAUGUUGUUACUUCUUUCAGGCUAACCAACCCAUUAAAUACAAGGGUGAGCAUCGCUUAAAUGUUGAAGAGAAGAAACCCAGAAGUACUGAGGGCAUGCGCAGUGGUGGUAGAGGAGGAAUGUCAAGAGGUGGAAUGGGUGGUCAAGGCAUGGGUGGAAGCCGUACAGGAGGUCCACCUUAUGGAGAUCGUGGUGGUCCGGGAGGACGUGGUGGUAUGAAGGGCAGCAGUGGAUUCAAUAAUCGUCAAGAUGUGCGAAGCUCCCCCAAUUUAGGUCCUCGCGGAGGAAUGUCUCAACAGGGGCGGCGCUGACAAAAGUUUGAUUUCUUACCUGCAUAACAACCAAAACUAAAAAAUGAACCUGCUUUCAUUGUGUGUGCGUCUAUACCAAAUUCAAAUUUUUUAUGCAAAUUAGAAGGGGAAUGAAUUUUUUUUUUAUGAAGAUGUUAAUAGUUUGAGAUGCUGGCUAUUCAGCAGUGUUGACUUAAUUGAGGUAGUCAGAAGAGUGUCAUCACAGCUGGCUCUGUGCUGGUCAGUUCAUUGACAUUUUCAUUCUUUGUAUUGGAUGCUGUCAAAUAUCAUUUGCUUUCCUCAUCCAAGUUUUUUUUAAAUCUUGUAAAUAUCAGACAGAUUUCUCAUUGUGAUUUCAUUCUUUUUGCUUUAUUUAGUAGGUAU